Molecule: messenger RNA, 1177 nt
Organism: Mus pahari (shrew mouse)
Lineage: Eukaryota; Metazoa; Chordata; Mammalia; Rodentia; Muridae
Gene: Mc5r
Product: melanocortin 5 receptor
Exons: 2
Coding region: 23-1144 (373 amino acids)
Biological process (GO): G protein-coupled receptor signaling pathway
Cellular component (GO): membrane
Molecular function (GO): melanocortin receptor activity
Source: RefSeq, a predicted model, not a curated record
CCAGUGAGGGCGCCUGGCCCGGAUGCAAAACCAGAACCCGGUAAACAGAAGAUUCAACUCCCAGAAACCGCCUGGAACCCGUGAGGAAUCGUGCUUACCUCUGCGUGGAGCAGAGCAGAAUGGUAAAUUCGAUGCCAAGAAGCGGGGGCAUUUUCUUCUAACAAUGAACUCCUCUUCCUCCCACCUGACUUUAUCGGAUCUUACCCUGAACUCCUCGGAGGACAGCAUUUUAGGACCAAAUGUCAAGAACAAGUCUGCGGCCUGUGAAGACAUGGGUAUUGCUGUGGAGGUGUUCCUGACUCUGGGUCUCAUCAGCCUCUUAGAGAACAUCCUGGUCAUCGGGGCCAUAGUGAAGAACAAAAACCUGCACUCACCCAUGUACUUCUUUGUGGGCAGCUUAGCUGUGGCCGACAUGCUGGUGAGCAUGUCCAAUGCCUGGGAGACUGUCACCAUAUACUUGCUAAAUAACAAACACCUGGUGAUAGCCGACACCUUUGUGCGUCACAUCGACAACGUGUUUGACUCCAUGAUCUGCAUCUCUGUGGUGGCCUCCAUGUGCAGUUUGCUGGCCAUUGCGGUGGACAGGUACAUCACCAUCUUCUAUGCCUUGCGCUACCACCACAUCAUGACGGCGAGGCGCUCGGGGGUGAUCAUCGCCUGCAUCUGGACCUUCUGCAUAAGCUGCGGCAUCGUUUUCAUCAUCUACUAUGAGUCCAAGUAUGUGAUCAUCUGCCUCAUCUCCAUGUUCUUCACCAUGCUGUUCUUCAUGGUGUCUCUGUAUAUACACAUGUUUCUCCUGGCCCGGAACCAUGUCAAGCGGAUAGCAGCUUCCCCCAGGUACAACUCUGUGAGGCAAAGGACCAGCAUGAAGGGGGCCAUUACCCUCACCAUGCUACUGGGGAUUUUCAUUGUCUGCUGGUCUCCCUUCUUCCUUCACCUUAUCUUAAUGAUCUCCUGCCCUCAGAAUGUCUACUGCUCUUGCUUUAUGUCUUACUUCAACAUGUACCUUAUACUCAUCAUGUGCAACUCUGUGAUCGAUCCUCUCAUCUACGCCCUCCGCAGCCAAGAGAUGCGGAGGACCUUUAAGGAGAUCAUCUGUUGUCAUGGAUUCAGGCGACCUUGUAGGCUCCUUGGCAGGUAUUAAACACCUUCCUCUCUCGGUGGCUCUCAUCUCUCA